Messenger RNA from Anisakis simplex (herring worm), 504 nucleotides. The record is from the annotation of a GenBank genome assembly. Lineage: Eukaryota; Metazoa; Nematoda; Chromadorea; Rhabditida; Anisakidae.
AUGCGUUUGAAUGAAAUGUGUCGAGAAGAAAGGAUUCGUGUGAUGCGUCAAGAAUUAGAUCGAUUCAUGGUUUCGUUGAAACCGAGUAUAAGUCAAAGUUUCAAUCCUCAACUCCAGAACAACCUCAUCGAAAGUCUUUUGGAUGGAACGGUCUUUCAAAUUGUUGAUUCCCUCAGGGAUCUGCAAGAAAUGAACGAAAAACAGUUAUAUGCAGAUCGACAAAAACGACUGGCCGAACUUCAGUUGGUGCCAGAUUUAGAUGAACAAAUGAAAAGAAUUGAUAUGAAUAUUGUUUGCGAACUGGAUAAGGUGCUUACAAUAUUUUAUUUCUUUCAGUUGUCACACAUAAUUGAAAAAAGCUAUUUUCAGAUAAUGGCCCAACAACAGAACGUGCUUUCACGUGCUGGAGUGCCGGCGUUUAGAGUGACGAAUAAUCCGAAUGAAAUCACUUUGCAAAUGGAAAUUAUCCGAUUUAUAUUGACUUUGACUUCGACUUAUUCUUAA